This is a messenger RNA of Lichtheimia ornata, 933 nucleotides long. RefSeq lists its product as uncharacterized. The record is from RefSeq and is a predicted model, not a curated record. Bases 1 to 933 code for a protein of 310 amino acids. The transcript is spliced from 2 exons. NCBI's taxonomy places the organism in Eukaryota, Fungi, Mucoromycota, Mucoromycetes, Mucorales, Lichtheimiaceae.
AUGACCAAGCAAACCCCACAAGCAAAGUCACCUACAAACGCUACUUCUCGUAUGUCGUAUAAAAAGUCGGACAAGCGAAACAGCAAAACCGCCGAUCAAGUCAUUCUGGAAUGGUUUCAAUCGCAUGGCAAUGUUACGCGCGCUAUCAGUAACGGAUCUCUGGACCAUGAGAGGUUUCGCUUUACAAAACAGAUAUGGCUGGCCGUCAACAAGCAAAGCAGUCCACCCAGGACAUGUGCCUCAGUACGGACCCGUGUACAUCGAUGGUUGUGCACCUUUCGAAAGGCAAGAACGAUGGCAAAGGAAGGCAGUAGCAAACGAGCAAUCAAAAAGGUCUUUCCUUACUAUUACGAUCUUAUGAAUCAUAGCAAUCACCAACCACAUCGACAAAAGAGGAAAGGGGUCAUGAUUUCAUCACCCGGCAGUAACCUGCAUGAAGCCAUAACAGAUCAAGAAGCCCUAGUACCAUGCUUAUCACCAUCAUCAUCAAUGGAGCUGGAUACACGUGUACCUUACAAACCUAUAUCACGACGACGUCAACCUUCACCAUCAUCUUUACCACCUCCACAACCACAGAUCAUUAUACCAUACAAACCAAUGCCAGACAUCAUGACAACCACUAGUGAUAGCAACGAUGAUGAUGAAGAUAACGAAGAGGAAGAACAAGAAGAACAAGAAGAGCAGGAGGAGGAAGAGGAGGAAGAAGAAGAAGAAGAAGAAGAAGCAGAGCAAGAUAACAAGAACACCCAGUCGGCUUAUGACGAUGAUCGUAUGAAAUUGGAGAUGAUACAAUUGUUACAGAAAAGCUAUGACUAUAUAUUGUCUGUAAGCCGAACACAAGAAAUGGAACGAAAGACGUCGCUUAUUCGAACAAUGCGUGAUGCAGGAUUCUCAAAGGAUGAAAUCAUGUCGGUCCUCAAUACAUCAAUGUAA